AUGAGUGUGGAACAGCAACAACAAUCCAAUACAAAGCUGGUCGUGGCGACACGGCUGCAUUUAGGAAAUGCCAGCAAGGAUCCUCCCAGUCAAGCAAAAACGGAUCAAACAAUUGCCAAUUUUGCCAAGUUUAUAACAACCUCCUGCCCGCCAUCCACCCUGGCGUUGAUCGCCGUCGAUGCCACGCCCAAAAUUGACGGGUAUGACUACGUGCAGGCCGUCCAACAAGCCUGUGACAAGCUCGACGACCACCACAAACCUACCGUCCUACCCGUCACACCCUGGGGGAGAUUCGUCCCGGCAUUGAAUGCACUCGUCGGGCAUGCCGCUUCGUUGCAAUACGACUACAUUCUCUUUUGUUCCGCCGAAACAACCGCCUCCAAAGCUGCCAUUGAUACCUUGUAUCGACACAUUAUGGACGAUCAAGAUACACUGGUGGCAGGAGCACUCUUGGGGGGGCACGAUUAUCAAAAAGACAAAACCGUAGUAGAAUUGAACGGACGGACGACACCGUGGAAUACACUGGCGCUGUGGAGAGUUUCCAAAUUGGCAUUGACGGGAUUUCAAAUGGUAUCGGAAGGGUACUUGACAACAAACAACGACGAGCCAUCCUAUGGAGUGGAAGAAGUCAUUGCCAUUGCACUCUUACAACGACUAUUGGGACACGAUCAUGCCAAGGCAAAGUUGGUCCAAUUGCCCGGCGAUGUAGAUUGGAAUCAGGAUUUUGGACAAGACGAGGAACGACGAAAAUGGCACGAAGACAAAAUGAAAUCCAAACUCGAACGACCGGCUCGGCAAUUGCAGCUAUUUGGAUCAACGUCCUUGUCUGGGACUGUGUAUCAUUUAUAA
Molecule: messenger RNA, 849 nt
Organism: Seminavis robusta
Lineage: Eukaryota; Bacillariophyta; Bacillariophyceae; Naviculales; Naviculaceae
Source: the annotation of a GenBank genome assembly